UUGUGUAUGCAAGUGUAAUAGAAAGGUGAAUUUCUGUUCUUCCUAACUAAUGUGAGAAAUUCGGGAGCAGACCGAGUUGAUAGCUUUUCUUCCAACUCUACAAAGUUCUACGCGAGCCCAAUUUGGCUACGAUCACUUGUUGAAGUGAGCAGAGAUGACCAGCACCAGUGGAAUCAUAGCAUUGCUACUGCUACAUUCAUUGUCUGCGUACUGGAGUUAUGUGAACGCUCAAGACGACAGUUGUGCGUUACAGGAAACGCGGGAUUAUGCAGCUCACUUUCGUUGCAAUACAAGCGACGGACUCUACCUCAUCAGUUCUUCUCCGGCGUGGUCACAGGCACGUAUAGAGUCAGCGCAGACCCAAUGUUCGACCGUCAAGCCGUACCCGUAUACACUCGCAUCCAUAGACGACCUGCAGAAACCCUGCUACAGCGAAUAUCUGGCGUACAUUCGGCUCACCAUUGGUACUCAGAGAACAUUCUGGGUGUCGAAUGGAAACAGUGGGACUACCUGCUACCCAGCAACAAGUCCAUGUCCCGCGACUGCAACGGUGUUGUGCAAAAACAGUCUCCCUCUUGCAGUGCACGGCCCAGAAUGUGGAGGAGAUUUAUCGCUACCAAAUGGAAUUGUCACCUACCCGAGUGGCACACGGUUUCCCAGUGAUGCGGUAUACAUGUGUAAUCUGGGAUAUCACAUGAUGGAUGGUAAUAACGCGCACUGUACGGAGGGAGGACAGUGGUGUAACACAAAUAAACAGUGCCAAGCCUUCACCUGCCCCGAACCUCCUAUAAACAAUGGUAGAACGAACGGAGCUGGACCACGCUAUCAGGUGACGUGCAGUUCAGGAUUUGAACUUGUGGGAAAUGCUUCUGUCACCUGCACGAGCAACAUGGCCACUACGAAUCUCCCUACCUGUAGUCAAUAUGUGUGCGUAACCUCACCAGUGGUGACGAACGGCAACUUCAAAGUUUACAGCCGUCUCAGAGAUGGGAUGGCCCGUAUGCAAUGCAACGAUGGAUACUUCCCACAUGGUGAGAGUACUAUAACCUGCCAAGGCAGCGGCGCAUGGUCUGAAACGACUGGACGUUGCCUGGAUUAUCUCUGCGAGCCUCCACCAGCAGUCGAAAAUGGUGAAGUGAGGGUUUACGGAAACGGCGAGUAUGGAGCAGCGCACUUGAUGUGUAAUGGUGAAUAUUAUGUGAGUGGAAGUAACAUAACAACGUGUCUUGGUAGCCGAUCGUGGUCUGGAACACUGGGAAAGUGCCUGCGACAUCGAUGUGAGUCUCCACCAAUCGUGAGCAAUGGGAAUGUUAGCGUUGACAGUUUCUUCUGGCGUGGCACAGCACGAGUAGCGUGCAACAGUGGAUACUAUCUACAGGGCAUCAACACUACGACCUGUCUUAGCAACAACUCCUGGUCACAAACACUGGGCAACUGCUUGCGGCAUCGAUGCGAGUCUCCACCAAUCGUGAGCAAUGGAAACGUUAGCGUUGACAGUUUCUUCUGGCGCGGCACAGCACGAGUAACGUGCAACAGUGGAUACUAUCUACAGGGCAUCAACACUACUACCUGUCUCAGCAACAAUUCCUGGUCUCAAACACUGGGCAACUGCUUGACCAUAACCUGCCCUGGCGAGUUCAUAUCCAACAUUACUAAUGCUGUCGUGGCUGAUGAUUUAAUUCUACCCUACGUGGUGGGCAACAGCACAUAUGUGCAGUGCCAGAGUGGAUAUCUGGGUGGUGGCAUCACCUCAUGCACAGACAAUGGGACUUGGACAGAGGUGGAAUGCUAUCGCAUUCCGUGUGACAUCUUCCAAGAUAUUGAGAACGGCACAAUGUUAUUGGACAACAACACUGAACCUAGCCGCGCUGUCCUGGAGUGUGACGAGGGAUAUCAGCUCAACGGCUCUGAGGUGUUACAUUGUUUGCCUACGGGCAAUUGGUCGGCGCCGAUUCCCUCUUGCGAACUAGGAGAGGAUUCAUCAGCAACGUCCGGUACAUCGAAUUCAACAACGACGAUCGUUAUUAUCAUUACUGCUACCAUUGUAGUGGUCUGUGUACUGCUGGCUAUAGCUCUCUUUCUCAAGCGCCAGGCACACAUCCGCAGGGCAGCGAGUAUUGAAGACGAAGCGUACUAUACCAAUCACGCAAGCAAAAUGUCCGGCCCUGCACUGAACGACACGACCGAACGUGACACGGCAACAUCCCCUCCUCUCUAUGGAAACGUUUAGUGAUCAUCUUCCUCUCAUUCGAUUCGCUAUCCGCAAGUGCACGCAUACAAAUUUUAAUUGUCCGAUGAACACUGAUAUUCAUCCUUCGCCUCUUUUAUCAUCCUUUAUUGUGUUGCGUAUUUGAUGGAUUCUCCACAGGCCUAAGCCUAAAGCAAGAGAGUCUGCGUCAACAGCUUGUGUAGAAGAAUAUUAUUUCCUAUUCCAUAGGCACGCCUUUAUCAAUAGGCUUCCACAACGUUUCAGUUCAGUACGUGCUUCAUUCAUUCAGUCUUUGCCUCGCAUGCCACAAAUUAAGAACGAAUACGAUCCCAAACAAUUCUUUGUACAUUCUUUGCCCAAACUUGUAUUGCUGACAUGUUGAUCACAAAUAUAUCCAAGCAGGUAAAGUUUGCAGUUUGAAAAAGACAGCUUCGAGCACCUAUA
Sycon ciliatum is the source of this 2653-nucleotide messenger RNA. Its product is annotated as sushi, von Willebrand factor type A, EGF and pentraxin domain-containing protein 1-like. Lineage: Eukaryota; Metazoa; Porifera; Calcarea; Leucosolenida; Sycettidae. Bases 155 to 2230 code for a protein of 691 amino acids. The transcript is spliced from 11 exons. The record is from RefSeq and is a predicted model, not a curated record.